Messenger RNA from Toxorhynchites rutilus septentrionalis, 2028 nucleotides. RefSeq names its product angiopoietin-related protein 1-like. NCBI's taxonomy places the organism in Eukaryota, Metazoa, Arthropoda, Insecta, Diptera, Culicidae. The transcript is spliced from 4 exons. The coding region runs from base 63 to 785 and encodes 240 amino acids. The record is from RefSeq and is a predicted model, not a curated record.
CUUAUUGUUAGUUUUCCGUAAGCACAGUUCAAGAACGGAAGGCAUUGCAAUUGAAUAGCAAAAUGUUAGCAUUAGCAUUUUUGAUCAAAGUCUAUUUUAUUUAUGAACUGUUGCGUUCGUCGAAAGUCAGUUCCGCUAGAAUCACUUUUAAAUCAUGCGGUGAAGCCCCCGCACAUUCGGAAAUAUACUGGAUAAGAUUGAGUGAGACCAAUGCUCCCUUUCAGGUGUUCUGUGAGCAGGAGAAGUUUGGUGGCGGUUGGUUGGUGUUCCAGAGUCGCUAUGACGGAACGACUAGCUUCAAUCGAACCUGGAACGAAUACAAAUAUGGCUUUGGUGAUCUAAGGAAUAACUUCUGGCUGGGACUGGAUAAGCUACAUCAGCUGACUUCUGUAGCAAAUUACGACCUACUGAUAUCGAUGGCGAAUUACUUGGACUUUAUGGCUUACCAAAAAUACGAGAACUUCAGGGUGGAUGGAGAAGAUAAGCUUUACAGUUUGAAUGUGUCGGAACAAAAUACCGGAACUGCAGGCGAAUCUUUACUAGCGUAUAAUGGCGCAAACUUCAGCACCUUCGACAAGGAUAACGGCCAAAUCACAGCUAAUUGUGCCUCCGAGAUGGGUGGCGGCUUCUGGCAUCACGAUUGUCGUAUACAGACGAAGGACAGGAGCAAUGUGAAUGGUUUGCACAGUGAUCGAGGCUUAAACAAUGGUAUUUGGUGGGGAGAAUUUGGCGGAAUCAAUGAACCUUUGAAACAUGUAAGGCUUCACAUCAAACUGAAAAAUUAAACAAAAAGUAAAACAUUUUUGGAAUUGUAAAUCAAUAUAAUGAUGAUUCUAGAAAAAAACGCUUGUUCAGACACAUAAUUUGUCGCGCGUUAAUUCUAUGUAAAAUCUACUAAGCAAGCUAUGUUUUUCUGUUUAAUAGUAUCCAUAGAGAAAAUUAAAAUCAUUCGGAAAAAGCCAACCGCGUCGGUCGCUAUAGAACAUUGUAGCAAAUAAAUUAGUUCGAACAUUCUUGCGCUUUGAUCUUUGUUCAAGAACGAAGAAAGGGAAAGAUGGACGACACUGAGGAUUGGUUUUGGAUUCGACGGUGGUUCUUUGCUGGUUGCGCUCACCAUCCUAUGUCUGGCCGACGUACGUCGCGAACCGUUUCUCACAAAUCCAAGAAUGGACGAAGGGUCAUCGAUGUAAUCACGUCAAGGGGACGGAGAAUCCAGCCGAUCUCGUGUCACGAGGAGUCACACCGAAGGACUUUGUCGAUCUGCAACACUGGUUCCACGGUCCUGCUUGAUUAUCGCUGUUGGACCAACACUGGAAUAAUCCCAAACUGUAUGAAGAUCCACCGGAAGACUAAUUAGAACGAAAACGAAUCGUUUUCACCACUUUAACACAUAUGGAACCACAUCCUCUAAUCGACCGUUUCUCAUCGUACUGGAAGUUGCUUCGAGUAACAGCUCUUUGUUUACGCUUCGCGCGGAAAUGCCAGCGUCGACACAAGGCAAUUCCUGGCAUCUACCACAUCAGUGUGGCGGAGCUGCAAGUCCCAAAACUAGUUUUGGUUCGUCAGGUGCAGCAGGAAUCGUUCGCUACAGAGCUCAAAGAGCUAUCCAAUCAUCGCGUGGCCCCAGUCCGCUCACCGUUGAAACUCCUCAACCCGUUUCUCGAUCAGCAAGGCGUACUCCGUGUUGGUGGCCGGCUUGUAGCCGCGAACGAAUCGUUUCCCGUAAGGUACCCCAUCAUCAUCCCUAGCAAACAAUCGUUUUCGCGUCUUGUCGCUGUUGCAUACCAUCAGCUCUCCCUUCACGCUGGCCCACGUAUGACGCUCGCACAUGUCCGCCAGGAAUAUUGGCCCCUGAAUGGCAUGUCUCUAGCAAGCUAUACUUACCGGAAUUGCAUACGCUGUUUCCGAAGCAACCCGGUCCCUGUCACCCAACCUCCCGGGCAGCUUCCUCGUUCUCGAACCCUUCCCGCUCGACCUUUCGCUACUACUGGCGUAGAUUAUUGUGGUCCGAUCUAUCUCAAACCCGCU